Ricinus communis (castor bean) is the source of this 2040-nucleotide messenger RNA. Its product is annotated as xylulose kinase 2. The transcript has 11 exons. The coding region runs from base 241 to 1917 and encodes 558 amino acids. Gene Ontology annotation, cellular component: cytosol. The record is from RefSeq and is a predicted model, not a curated record. Gene Ontology annotation, biological process: xylulose metabolic process; D-xylose metabolic process. NCBI's taxonomy places the organism in Eukaryota, Viridiplantae, Streptophyta, Magnoliopsida, Malpighiales, Euphorbiaceae. Gene Ontology annotation, molecular function: D-xylulokinase activity.
AAAUUAAAUUCCUUAAUUUUCUCACUAUCCAAAUCCGACUAAAAACAAAUCUCUUCGUCCUUAUCCAUAAUCUCAUACUUAAUUGUUGUUUACUUAAAUUGCUCAUCUAUUGUAAUUGGUCCAUAGGCUUUUGCCUCUUCUUGAUCUUAAAAAGAAAAUUGCUCAUCUAUUUACAAUACUACUCAGUCAAUUUCCUUCUCCAUUCUCAGACCGAGUUCUGUGGUUUGGUUCGAGUUGAUAAUGGAUGAUCUCUCUCUUCCUCAUGACUCCCUGUUUCUUGGAUUCGACAGCUCUACGCAGUCAUUGAAGGCAACUGUUUUGGACUCCAAUCUCAACAUUGUCAAAUCAGAGCAAAUUCACUUUGACUCUGAUUUGCCUCAUUAUGAGACUAAAGAUGGAGUAUAUAGAGACACAUCUGAUAAUGGCAAAAUUGUUUCACCAACUUUGAUGUGGGUAGAGGCUCUUGACCUCGUUCUUCAAAGGCUCAAAAAAUCUGGUUUCGAAUUCGGGAAAGUUGUUGCUCUUUCUGGUAGCGGACAGCAACAUGGUAGUGUUUAUUGGAGGAAAGGUAGUUCUUCAAUUUUAACAAUGUUGGACUCCAGAAAGCCAAUGGUGGAUCAGCUUGGUAAUGCUUUUUCUAUUAAGGAAUCGCCAAUUUGGAUGGAUAGUAGCACCACUGUGCAAUGUAGGGAGAUUGAAGAGGCUGUUGGUGGAGCUUUGGAGUUGUCCAAACUUACUGGGUCUCGUGCAUAUGAAAGAUUCACAGGACCACAGAUUAGGAAGAUUUUUUGGAGACAGCCAGAAGCUUAUAGUGAUACUGAGAGGAUUUCCCUUGUUAGCUCAUUCAUGGCAUCUCUUUUCAUUGGAGGAUAUGCUUGUAUUGAUUAUACUGAUGGUUCUGGGAUGAAUUUGAUGGACAUUAAGAAAAAAGCCUGGUCUAAAAUUGCUUUGGAGGCCACCGCACCAGGCUUGAUUGAAAAACUUGGAAGAAUGGCUCCUGCCUAUGAAGUUGCAGGUCAUAUCGCCCCAUAUUUUGUGAAGAGAUAUAAAUUUAAUCGAGACUGUCUGGUUGUUCAGUGGUCUGGAGACAACCCCAACAGUCUAGCAGGUUUAACCCUUAGCAUCCCAGGGGAUCUAGCUAUUAGCCUUGGCACCAGUGACACCGUUUUUGGAAUUGCCACUGACCCUCAACCUGGACUAGAAGGGCAUGUUUUGCCUAAUCCUGUGGAUACUGAGGGUUACAUGGUUAUGUUGUGCUACAAAAAUGGGUCUCUGACUCGUGAAGAUGUUCGCAACCGCUGUGCUGAGAAAUCUUGGGAAGUCUUCAACAAGUUUCUGGAACAAACAACACCUCUUAAUGAUGGAAAAAUUGGCUUCUACUACAAAGACCACGAAAUUCUUCCUCCCCUGCCAGUUGGCUUCCAUCGCUAUGUGCUCCAAAAUUUCACUGGUGAGAAUCUGGAUGAAGUGAAUGAACAGGAAGUUCAGGAAUUUGAUCCCGCUUCUGAGGUUCGGGCAUUGAUUGAGGGCCAAUUUCUCUCGAUGCGAGCUCAUGCUGAAAGAUUUGGAAUGCCCACCCCUCCAAAACGAAUAAUAGCUACUGGUGGAGCAUCAGCAAAUCAAAGCAUUUUGAACUCAGUAGCAUCAAUAUUUGGGUGUGAUGUCUACACUGUUCAAAGACCUGAUUCUGCCUCCCUAGGAGCUGCAUUAAGGGCUGCUCAUGGUUGGCUGUGCAAUAAGAAGGGAAGUUUUGUGCCAAUUGCAUGCUUGUACAAGGACAAGUUGGAGAAGUCAGCUCUCAGCUGCAAGCUUUCUGUUAGUGCUGGGAAUCAAAAAUUAGUUUCCCAAUAUGCUUUAUUAAUGAAGAAGAGAAUGGAAAUAGAAAAUCGCCUUGUUGAAAAGCUUGGACGGUGUUGAAAAGGAGAAAAACUCCACAUCAUCUUUAAAGAUGCGUAUCGGUUGUCAAAUAUUGAAUUUCUUUUUGAUGGGAACAUGUGUUGAACUUUUACAUAUCAAUAAGAAGGGCUUGGUUUUCCACAA